Messenger RNA from Epithele typhae, 3423 nucleotides. RefSeq names its product dynein heavy chain. Bases 1 to 3423 code for a protein of 1140 amino acids. Gene Ontology annotation, biological process: microtubule-based movement. NCBI's taxonomy places the organism in Eukaryota, Fungi, Basidiomycota, Agaricomycetes, Polyporales, Epitheliaceae. The record is from RefSeq and is a predicted model, not a curated record. The transcript has 14 exons. Gene Ontology annotation, molecular function: dynein intermediate chain binding; dynein light intermediate chain binding; minus-end-directed microtubule motor activity. Gene Ontology annotation, cellular component: dynein complex.
AUGGCAGGCGUAGAGUCUCCGAUCCAGCCAUCUUCAAAUGGCUCUCUCGCUCAAACGGCGUGCACAACGGCAAUGGCGAGCCCACCGAAAGAGAUAGAGUCCAUCUUCGACGACGACUUCGAUGAACGCGUCUCCCGCUUUGCCAGUGAGGGCGGCGGCGUGGUCUAUGUUGUCAAGAAGAAGGAUGAGCAAGAGUCCGAAGAUGCCCCGCCUACGUUCUCAUACAGGCUCACCCAGACCCUGACCUACGAUCCCUCUCACACCACCACUCUUGCUAUCAUCAAACGAGGCCCGCUCCUCGAUCCCACCUCUCCUUUGGCAACCCAGCUUCACAUUCUCAACCUCUUUGGCAGCGAUGAAACCCCCUACGAGAGCUUGCACGCCCUCAUCACUUGUGCCAUGAAACCAUAUUUUGAGGCUUUCGUCGGCUCUCGCGGUGGAGGCAAAGACGGUGGAGAUUCCAAGAUGGGCAUUCCUGUAGCGAAGAAGAAGUUUGCCGAGCUGGAGCUCUCCCUCCUGCAUCUGCAACAGAAUGUAGAGAUUCCCGAAACGCACCUCAUCAUCCAUCCCGUCAUCCAACGGGCAGUAGACCAAGCUCGCGCCUCGGGCUCAAGGCCAAACAUAUCCGACCUUCCCGUCAAGCUCCUCAACGACAGUACUUUUCUUAACACUCUUCAGAGUCAUGUCAACCAAUGGAUCAAGUCUAUCCAGACCGUCACCAAGCUUACUCGCGACGUCAGCUCCGGGACAGCUUCGCAGGAAAUCAACUUCUGGCUCAGCUUGGAGCGAGCUUUGGAGGGGAUCGAAGCGCAACUUCGUAGCGAGGAGAUUAACAUGGUAAUGGAUACGCUCCGCAAUGCAAAGCGUUUCCACGCUACUGUCAGUUUUAUCGCGGAUACCGGCCUGAAAGAUGCGACGGAUACAGUUCACAAAUACAACCAGCUCAUGAAGGACUUCCCUCUAAAUGAGCUCUUGUCGGCGACAGACCUCGACAAGAUCCAAGAGGCUGUGGUUUUGAUCUUUGGUCACAUCAACCGCAAGCUCAAGUUGUCCCCCUACCCUAUUCGUCGUGCUCUCCCGCUAGUGGAGGCCAUUUCCCGAGACUUCAACGACCAGCUACUCCGCAUUCUCACCUCCCAUCGCCUGCUCUACACUCCGUACGAGACCUUUGAGCGUUUGCUGUCGCAAACCAUGGCUAUCUUCCGGACAUGGGACGACCACAUGAAAGAGUUCUUCAACGUCGCUCGUGACGUGACGCGCAAGCGUCAUGAAAAGUUCAUUCCCAUCAAGGUUAUCCCCGCUCACGCGAAGCUCCAGGACCGGAUUCGUUAUCUCAGGGAUUGGCGGAAGCAGCAUGAGCAGCUCGCUGUGAUGACCGGGCCUACCAAGGGUCUAGGGAGCAUCGGCACUGAAAUUGGCGGUAUGGAUAUGGAGGCAGAGGUCAAGGAGGCCUACGAAGUCAUGAAGCGCAUAGAUGUGCUCGAUGUCUCAACUGAGGGGAGCGAAAUCUGGGUUGCUGCAGAGACCGCAUACAACGAGCGGGUUGCACGGGUAGAGAACCAAAUCAUCGCUCGGUUACGUGAUCGGCUCGGCACUGCACGCAACGCCAAUGAAAUGUUCCGCGUUUUCUCCAAGUACAACGCGCUCUUCGUCCGCCCCAAGAUUCGCGGUGCCAUUCAAGAGUACCAAACGCAGCUCAUUGACUCCGUCAAAGAGGAUAUCAAGCGGCUGCACGACAAGUUCAAAACGCAAUAUCGGUUCUCGGAAGCGUAUCAUAUGUCUCAAAUGCGCGACUUGCCACCGAUCUCUGGCGCCAUCAUAUGGGCGCGACAAAUCGACCGCCAACUGCAAACGUACAUGAAGCGUGUGGAGGACGUCCUGGGCAAGGGAUGGGAGCUGUACGCUGAGGGUCAAAAGCUCCAGUCGGAGUCAUCGGCCUUCAGGAAAAAGCUUGACGUUCGGCCCGUCUACGAGGCCUGGCUGCACGACAUCAACCGUCGCGACAUGGGUGUCGGCGGACGUCUUUUCGAGAUCGUCCGCUUGCGCGGUGGAGGGUUCCAGCUGGCCGUCAACUUCGACCCGCAGAUCAUCACUCUGUUCAAGGAGGUCCGGAACUUGCUUUGGCAGAACUUCCAAGUACCUCACGCGACCACGAACAUGGCCAAGGACGCAAAGCGUGUGUAUCCUCACGCCGUCACGCUGAUGGAGACCGUGCGGACCUACGGACAGACGCUUGACCUAGUCGAUCACAACAAGGGCAUCGAGUGGCUCGUCGCCGAGUACCGUAACGAGGCACAGCGUAUGGUGGCGAGAGGAAUGAACAUUCGAUGGGACUAUUUGGUUAACCAGUACGACACUGCCCGAUACGUAUCUUCCGACGGUGCCCGCGAUAGUCGACACAUCCAGUUCGUUAGGGAAUUUGCCAGUGUUGUGUCCGUCCUCCAGGACAAGACGAACAAUGUGAUCGAUCUCUAUAAGGAUAUUUCUCGUUCAGUAGAGGAUCUAUCAACAUGUCCCUACACUGCGGAUGCGUUCCGUGAACUACUAAGAAAGAUCCAGGCCGCCAUCGACCGACUAAAUUUGGAGGGUUAUGCCAACCUCGACCACUGGGUGGCCGAGCUCGACUCCAGGAUAGAGGGCAUCCUUCUCCAGCGCAUCACGCACAUCAUCCAGCUCUGGUGCCAUGAGUUUGAGCGUACGGACGACAAUGACCGGAGAGAGGCGCAACUGAGCACCAAGCGUCGUGACAAACGGGCAAAGGACGAAAAGUCUGCAGAAGGCCAACUGACGUUAACGCCCAUUGUGCACGAGAUCCGUAUCCAGAACCAAGUGAUUUUCCUGGAUCCGCCAAUUGAGCAUGCGCGCGCAACCUGGAUUCGCCAAUUGCACGAGCACCGUUUGUCGCCUGAGGCGAUACAGAGUUCGCGUUACGAGAUCGGCUUGCAGAUGCAGGGCCACACAGUGACAGAGCUCACGUACACCUCCCUGUUGUCCAAGUUCCCCGAUGCCACGCUCGAGAAGCCCUUCAUGUUGGUGGAACAGAAGGUGCAAUCCCUCAAGGAAUACGUCGCGAAGUGGCUUCAGUUCCAGUCGUUAUGGGACCUCGAGGCCGACUACGUCUUCAACCGGCUCGGGGACUCGCUCGCCAACUGGCAGCAGCUGCUCACCGAGAUCAAGAAGGCACGAUCCACAUUUGACACGUCCGAGACGCAGAAGUCGUUUGGGGUCUGCGUAAUCGACUACGAGCAGGUGCAGUCGCGGGUGAACGCCAAGUACGAUGCCUGGCAGCGCGACAUCCUCUCUCGGUUCGGUGUGAAGCUCGGGAACGAGAUGAAGGAAAUGCACGCACAGAUCCUCAAGGCGCGCAACGAGCUCGAGCACCAGUCGAUAGAGGGUCUCGUCGGGGCACCGCGCAGGUUCUAG